CUGAAGAUGGCUCAACUCCAGCGAGUUUCCACCGGUGUCCAGUUUCGCGGAGCGCCUCAACUGCGCCCGUUUCUCCUGCCGGACGUGAGACGGACGGGCAAGCCGCUGGGCGGCGGGUCGUACGGAGCCGUUGAGGAACUGCAAAUGGCGGGCCUCGUUUGCGCAGGGAAGACGAUGUACGACGCUCUAAUAGACCCCAGGAACCAAGGGACCCAGAACAUGGUCGAAAAGUACUACAAAGAAUGCAGUUUGCUCUCGGAACUUCGUCAUCCGCACAUCGUCCAGUUCCUGGGUAUCUGCUUCUUCCCCGAUCCCGACUCCCCGUUCUGGUGAUGGAGCGACUCCACACGAGCCUCGACGACAUGCUGGAGCAAUAUCCCGACAUCCCUCUUCACGUGAAGCUGUCGAUUCUCCACGACGUGACGAAGGGGCUGGUUUUUCUGCACACUCGGAAUCCGGUUAUCGUUCACCGCGACUUGACGGCUCGCAACGUUCUCCUUGACGCGGCCAUGACGGCUAAAAUCGCCGACCUGGGCAAUUCCAGGAUUACCAAUCUUCGUCCGGGGCAGCUAGCCGGGACCAUGACGAUGGGGAUACCGGGAACUCUGGUCUACAUGCCUCCCGAGGCCUCCACAGAUCACUACGGUCCGCCACUAGACAUGUUCUCAUUCGGUCACCUCUGCCUUUUUACCGCCACUCAGGUAUUCCCAGGAGAUCUACUCCCUUCAACUUACACCGACCCUCGUAAGAACAAGGUGAAGGCUCGCACAGAGCUGGAACGCAGAGAGAGCUACAUGUCACCACUGGAGGCGACUCUGGGGAAGACACAUGGUCUGGUGUCCCUCGUCAAGGGGUGUCUGGAGAAUGAUCCAAGAAGACGACCGACUGCCAGUCAGGCACUGGACCGAAUGAGAGAUAUGAUGGCUGGCCUCAGACCUCCUUUCCUCCAUAUGAACAGGUUCCAGUUGGAAAAGACUCUGACAGACAAGUCAGCUGAAGCCGAUACACAGGCAAGAGAGAUAGCUGACAAUAGGAGGAGACUACAACAUCUGAACCAGGGAAUUGAAGAACUAAGGUCAAAGAAGGCAGAGCUGGAGACAGAGGCAGAGGUAGCAGCCAGGGAGAAAGCUGGACUACAAGCAGUGACUGAUUUGCAGGCCAGAGAGAUAGCUGACAAUAGGAAGAGACUACAAGAUAUAAACCAGGCAAUCGAAGAACUAAGGUCAAAGAAGGCAGAGCUGGAGAAAGAGGUAGAGGUAACAGCCAGGGAGAAAGCUGAACUUCAAGCAGUGACGGAGUUACAAGCAGUGGAAAUUGAAGACCUAAGUAAACAGUCGGGAAAACCAAAGGCCUCAAAGUUUCCAGAUAUUUUGAAGUGUCAACUUCCUCUCAAGUGGAAAACCACCACUGAAAUGCCGAUGGGAGCAAUGGUUGCACAGGCAGUGGUGAUAGGAGAGAAGGUCUACAUUGGAGGAGGUAUGAUGGCUGUGAAGAAGGUGAGAGGGAGUGGGGAGAGAGUGGUGGGUGGAAGUACAGACCGAGAGGAGAAAAAGAGAGCACAAUUAUCAAUACUGGAGUGCAGUAUGACAGGAGAAGGUCCUCAGUGGAGGACAAUAGUAGCUCCAACUGGUGGGUUUGCCAUGGCAGCAGUUGAUAACCAGCUGAUCAUAGCUGGUGGAGUGGUUCCAGGCGCUAAUGUAUCUGACCACGUGUCAGUGCUGGAUAGUGACAACAAGACAUGGACACAGCCAUUUCCUGCAAUGCCUACAGUUAGGUUUAUGCCAUCGGCAAUAGGCUACAAGAGGUGGCUGGUUGUGGUUGGGGGAUCAGUAACACCAGAUGAUAAAAAUCUUAUCAAUGUUGUGGAAGUGUUGGACACCAGCUCCAAACAGUGGUACACAGCGUCACCACUACCAAGACCUACACUUCGACCAUCACUUGCCAUCAUUCAAGACACACUCUACACUUCGUAUGUCUCUGCUGAAGAGAUCCCAUUUACAAAGCAAAUCUUCAUUCCUACUCUGAUAUCAAAUGCCAUAUCUUGUGCCCAGGCGUCACCAAAUAAUUUGACCCAAACUGAAUGGCAGGAACUGCCCGACACGCUUACCCCAUUUCCAGCUCUUACAUCAUUCCAUGGCCAUCUCCUUGCUGUGGGGGCUGACGACAGUCCAUCAUCCACCAUAGCCAUGUACCUCCCACACAUCCAACAGUGGCAGAAAGUGGCAGAGCUCCCAACACCACGUGGUGGCUGUGCAUGCUGUUUUCUACCAGCCACCAAACAACUACUGGUGUUUGGAGGGGAGGAUGAAAAUCAGGACCAUAUCUUUACCAUGGACAUCUGUGAACUAGACACAGAGCACAACUAACUAUACAUUUUGGUAACAAUAGUUGUUGCAUAAUUAAUAUUUGCUGCAUUAAUUAAUUUUUU
This is a messenger RNA of Geodia barretti, 2428 nucleotides long. The record is from the annotation of a GenBank genome assembly. NCBI's taxonomy places the organism in Eukaryota, Metazoa, Porifera, Demospongiae, Tetractinellida, Geodiidae.